Pelagomonas calceolata is the source of this 557-nucleotide messenger RNA. The record is from the annotation of a GenBank genome assembly. NCBI's taxonomy places the organism in Eukaryota, Pelagophyceae, Pelagomonadales, Pelagomonadaceae.
AUGGUCUUCGCGCCGAAGCCCGUGGCGCACGACGCCUUGCCGUCCCAGACCGGGCCCGCGAUGUCGACCCAUUAUGGAAAUAAAAAUUUCACGGCGCCUUCGUGCUGAAUCGCCGCGUCGACCUUCACGCCAUCGACGCAACGCCGGCUCGAUGGCGCGGCCGUGAGGGUCGCGCACCCGACUCACGGGUUGAUAUACGCGCAGGUCGCCGCAGACCACGUGACGGGCGACGGCAAGUACACGGACAAGCUUCAGUUCAUGUUCGAGAAUGCGGACGGCGGCGACGACUGCGAGGUCUCGGGCUGCUCCGUGUCGCAGGUGGCCCGCGGCGUCCAUGAAGAUUGCGCCCCGGCUUUGGUCACGCGUCCGCGCAGGUCACGUCCGUGAUCGAUAGAAGCACGAACUACUGCAACCUCUACAAUUUGUACUGCGGCGGGAACGUCGGCUGUCAAGUAGCGCAGACCGAUCUUACCGCAAUCCCCCUCGACAAGAAGACGUCGCUGGGCGCGGGGAAGAACAAGUUCAAGUGCCGCAGCGGAAAGAAGCGUGAGCUGUAG